AUGGCCAAGAGCACUGCAGCCGGACAAAAGAAUUCGCAGCUGCAACCCGAAGAAGCCAAGCCGGUCGCUGAAGGUCGCGGCGUCUGGACGCCGGAAGAGCACCAGCUCUUUGUGGACGGCAUCACCCUCUUCCCAUCGGGGCCUUGGAAAGACAUUGCCAGUCAUGUGGGGACGCGCACGGCACGUCAGACCAUGACACACGCGCAGAAGUACCGGCAGAAGAUCGUGCGAAGGUUGCGCAACGCGUGUCUUAGUGACAAGUACAGCUCGCUGUUUCUCAUGGACCAGUCGUCCAGGUUCAACAUGCUGCUGAGCAACGACGAGCAAUUCAACGAUUCGAUCCUGUCCACGUCGCUGGCCAUUGCAGCGGAACAGGAGCUCAGCAGACUCGGUGUAACGGGCGAUGGCGGCGCGUCUCCAAUGGAGAUCGGCGUCGGUCCCAGCACCGCCUGGUCCAGUGUCUUUAUGGACCGCACCGACGAAAACGACAGCAACACGUACCAGGAGCACUUGCCGCUAGCAAUAAACUUUUCCUCGACAGGAGGCAGCCUGUACUACCUCGAUGGCCCUUGUGCUGAGCCCAACGACAUGGAGUUUGACAAGUGCAUGGAUUUUUUGAUCGAGACUUUCCACCACGAGACGUGA
Messenger RNA from Peronospora matthiolae, 645 nucleotides. Lineage: Eukaryota; Oomycota; Peronosporomycetes; Peronosporales; Peronosporaceae. The record is from the annotation of a GenBank genome assembly.